CCCCGGUGCCGGUGCCGCCGUCCCGCAGCCUCGCAGGAGCCAGCCCGCGCCCGCCCGCGCCCGAUGAACCCCAUGAACCCCAUGAAACCGUCGCUGCCGCCCACGCCGCACGGUGAUGGUUCAUUUGCAUACGAGGCUGUUCCUUGGCAACCAGGCACGAAUCAGCCCGCGGGAUCCCUCUCCGUGGUAACCACCGUGUGGGGUGUCAGCAACACCUCCCAGAGCCAGGUUUUCGGCAGCCCCAUGGGCCCCGGGGGGAGCAGCUCCAGCACCCCGCUGCUGCCCGGCAUGGCCGGCACCGGCUCGGGCAUGAGCUCGCCGCAGUUCCUGGCGCAGCAGCCGUUCGCCGAGGGUGCCCCCGGCAAGGGCUACGUGCAGCAGAGCGUCUACGGCCGCGGCUCCUACCCCGGGGGGCCGGGCUUCGCCCCCAGCUACGCGGGCAGCCCCAGCGGCCCCGGCGGGAUGGGGCUCCCCUCGCACGCCGGCCGGCCCCCCGCCGACUUCACCCAGGCAGCCGCCGCCGCCGCCGUGGCCGCCGCCGCCGCCACUGCCACCGCCACGGCCACGGCCACGGUGGCGGCGCUGCAGGAGAAGCAGAGCCAGGAGCUGAGCCAGUACGGGGCGAUGGGAGCGGGGCAGCCCUUCAGCAGCCAGUUCCUGCCCCACGCGGCGCCACGCGGCCCCGCCGUGCCCGCUGGUAUGAGCCCGGCCGGCAUGGCGGGGGUCAUGGGCCCCUCGGGCAUGGCCCCCAUGAGCAUGAGCCCCGCGCGGGCGCCCGGCAUGAGCGCCCUGUACAGCGGGCAGCGGAUGCCGCAGCACGCAUACCCCGGCCCCCCCCAGAGCCAGCAGCUCCCCCGCCAGGGCGUCAAGCGGGCGUACUCCAGUGAGGGAUACCCGGCACAGCAGUACCUGCAGGGCGGGCAGUACCCCGCUGCCGGCACCCAGUACGCCCCCAGCGCCCCCCAGCCCUCCGCUCCGUCCCCGUCCUACCCCGGGCACAGGAUGCAGCCGGGCAUGGGCCAGUACCUCUCCGCCUCGGGCAGCGCCGGGCCCUACUACAAGCCAGCCGAGCAGUUCAACGGGCAGGGCGCCAGCUUCGGCACCUACAGCCAGGCGGCCAUCAACGGGCCGGGCCGGUCGAUGCCGGGGUACCCCAGCUCACCCCUGCCCGGGAACCCCACGCCGCCCAUGACGCCGGGGAGCAGCAUGGCGCCCUACAUGUCCCCCGGCCAGGACUCGCCCUUCCUGCCCGACAUGAAGCCCGGCAUCGCCGCCCUGCACCCCUCGCCCUCGGGGCCCCCCCCCGGCGAGGAGCUGCGCCUCACCUUCCCGGUGCGCGACGGCGUGGUGCUGGAGCCCUUCCGCCUGCAGCACAACCUGGCCGUCAGCAACCACGUCUUCCAGCUGCGCGACUCCGUCUACAAGACGCUCAUGAUGAGGUCGGCGCGCGGGGGGGGUCGGGUGGGGUGGGGGGGGGGCACAGUACCCCUUGACACGGUGCCGGGGGGGCGGCGUGGGGACACGAGGCGUAAGGGCGCAGCGCGGUGACA
Molecule: messenger RNA, 1550 nt
Organism: Anas platyrhynchos (mallard)
Lineage: Eukaryota; Metazoa; Chordata; Aves; Anseriformes; Anatidae
Source: RefSeq, a predicted model, not a curated record